UUCAUUAUAGCAACCAUUUUGAAUUUGGUGUAUGACUCAAUUUCUUCCACCAAAUUUAUUGGCAUUAUUUGCCCCGAGAGAACCCAUACCUUAUCUUGCACCUCUUGUAAAAUUAUCACAUGAACGGAGAAGAAUUCCUUAUUCUGGAAUCGGAAAUUUUGUCAAAUUCUUUGAUCCACUAAAAGAGUUUCCUCCUCCAGUUAAACAAGAGACAAGAGCGGAAAGAAGAGAACGCAAAAGACGGGAAAAAAUUGAACAAAUGGCAUAUGUUAUUGAGCAAGGAAUUGCACUAUGGAAUCCACUUAAUAACACUCGAUCUACUCAAGAUCCAUAUAGAACACUUUUUGUAGCUAGAAUUAAUUUCGACACAUCUGAAUCUAAACUUAAAAAGGAAUUUUCAGAGUUUGGUGCUAUAAAAAAGAUUUAUUUAAUUCAUAAUAAAAUAAAUGGAAAACCAUUGGGGUAUGCUUUUGUUGAAUAUGAUCAUGAAAGAGACAUGCAUGCUGCUUAUAAAAGGGCAGAUGGUAGAAAAAUUGAUGGUAGAAGAGUAAUAGUUGAUGUUGAAAGAGGGAGGACUAUUAAAGGUUGGCUUCCAAGAAGAUUUGGGGGAGGGUUAGGUAAUAGCCGAAAAGGUCCAAAUGAUGCAAUCACUCCAGAAACAGCAUCAAGACAUGGUAGCAGGGAAAAAGAUAAAGACAGGCACAGGGCCUCCAGUCACAGCAAGCGUAAAAGAAGUCGUUCACGUUCAAGGAGCCGAGAAAAGCGUAAACAUGACCCUAUUCCUAAGAAGGAACACAAUGGUUCUCCCGAAAUUAAAAAGGAGAAACUCGAUGGUGAGCAAGUCGAUCUUAAAAAGGUUAAGAAGGAAAAGAAAAACAAAAGAAGUCGUAGUAAGGAAAACAAAAAGCGUCGAAGUCGAAGCAAAGAAAAAGAUAGGUCCAAAAAAGAUCGUCAUCGGGACAAGGAUAGAUCAUCCAAGAAACUGGUAUCUGACGAUAGCAAACAAAGCACAUUACCUCUACAACCAAAUGAUAUUAAAAAAGAAAAGAUGGAUCCUGGAUAUGACAAAUACAUAGGCAAUGAUUUUGUGUUCAACAACUCUAAUGAUCAACCACAAGAUAUAUCUGAACAAAAUAACAAUGAAAUGGAUAGCUUAGAACGCUAUUAUUAUAAUACGAAUGAAGAGAAUGGAGACAAUACAGAUGUAACUAUGAACGACAAUAUUGUAGAACAACAGAAUAAAAUUAAUCAAAUUUAUUGAUACAAUUUUCUUUUUUUAUAGAUAUGGUUAUAUAUUUAAUUUAUGUAUAAUAUUUAAAUGGUUGUAAAAAAAAUCCUUAUAUAUAAUACAUAGUCUGUGAUUCUGUG
Messenger RNA from Gordionus sp. m RMFG-2023, 1368 nucleotides. RefSeq names its product U1 small nuclear ribonucleoprotein 70 kDa-like. Gene Ontology annotation, biological process: mRNA splicing, via spliceosome. NCBI's taxonomy places the organism in Eukaryota, Metazoa, Nematomorpha, Gordioida, Chordodea, Parachordodidae. The record is from RefSeq and is a predicted model, not a curated record. The transcript has 11 exons. The coding region runs from base 32 to 1261 and encodes 409 amino acids. Gene Ontology annotation, cellular component: U1 snRNP; precatalytic spliceosome; U2-type prespliceosome. Gene Ontology annotation, molecular function: U1 snRNA binding; mRNA binding.